Molecule: messenger RNA, 588 nt
Organism: Dovyalis caffra
Lineage: Eukaryota; Viridiplantae; Streptophyta; Magnoliopsida; Malpighiales; Salicaceae
Source: the annotation of a GenBank genome assembly
AUGGAGCGAACUUUCUCUUUGAAAAUACUACUAACAAUCUCCCUCUUUCUUGUCUUUCUUACCCCACAAUCAUCUUUAGCUACAAAAUUACCCUUCCACCCUCGGGAUUUGCUUCCUUUGUUACCGAGGCAAGUUUCAUGGCCUAUUCUCAAUUACCUAAAUGGUGCAGUGGACCUUUUGCCAACAUUUGUUGGUGCUGCUUCUGCUUUCAACGACUCCGGUGAGUGGAAAGGUGCUUGCUUUUACGAGAACCGGGCUUGGAUGGAAUUUCAUAACAAGACUGGCAGUGAAUUUGGUGGUGGUACACUUCAUCUCAAGGUUAGCAAGGCUCACAGCUGGACAUGUAUGGAUAUUUAUGUCUUUGCCACCCCAUAUCGUGUAACUUGGGAUUAUUACUUUUUAUCUCGAGAACAUACAUUAGAGUUUAACGAGUGGGAAAGUAAAGCUGAAUAUGAAUAUGUGCAACAUCGGGGAGUCUCAAUUUUCCUCAUGCAGGCAGGGAUGCUUGGAACCCUUGAAGCACUGUGGGAAGUCUUUCCCUUGUUUACAAAUACUGGAUGGGGGAGAAUUCUAAUAUUGGGUUCCUGA